ACCAUGUGGAUUAGAUUACAGUCUGCUUCUGUAACAAUUAAUUGGUUAAUUAUGUACUGAUGAAAAUAUCUGGUCGUUCCACCCAAUUUUAAGAAGUGUAACUUGGUUUAAAAAAAAGUUUGAUUUCACAUCAUUUUAACAUUCUGUCAUAAAAAGCACGUGUUCAACUAAAGAAAAAACACGUUUUCCCAUCAAGAGGUUUAAUGAAAUAUAAAUACUAUAGUAUGUGCCAAAUAAAGUAACACGUUUGACUGUAAUGGGGGACAACUGAAAACAACAAAACCACUAUUUUACAUUGUAAUAUUAGUCCUUUAAAUCAGCCAUGAAUCCUCUGGUGACGGGAAUGGAAGAUAGUAUUGUAUUGUGCAACAACGAGUAGCAAUUGAAUGCAAUUUUCACAAAAAAAGUUGUUAAAAUAUUUGUAGCAUGUCUAUGUCUGGGUAAAAGGGUUGACUUCCUCAGUUCUCCACCACAAAACAGCAGUAAAUUGAUAAAAACAGUAGAACCAGCUCACCUGCUUUUACUCUGAUUUGACUAUUAGAUGUUCAAUGUUUCUUUUUCAAAAAAUUAUUCAGGACACCUGACUAUACACCAACGCAUACACACAGGAGAGAAGCCUUAUAGCUGUGAUCAGUGUGGGAAGAGCUUCAGUCGAUCAGGACUCCUGACUAUACACCAACGCAUACACACAGGAGAAAAGCCUUAUAGCUGUGAUUAUUGUGGGAAGAGCUUUGCUCAAGAUUCCACCCUGGUCACACAUCAGCGAAUACACAGAGGAGAGAAGCCUUAUAGCUGUUAUCAGUGUGGAAAGAAUUUCAGGACGUCAGGACACCUGACUAAACACCAACGUGCACACACAGGAGACAAGCCUUAUAGCUGUGAUCAGUGCGGGAAGAGCUUCAGUCGAUCAGGAGACCUGACUCUACACCAACGCAUACACACAGGAGAGAAGCCUUAUAGCUGUGAUCAGUGUGGGAAGAGCUUUGCUCGUUCAGGGUCACUGAUAAAACACCAGAAAGCACAAACAUGUUUUCUUUCAUCUCCCUUCUCUCUGGCACCGGUUCCAGAUCCCUAAAUAAAGUUUACAUAGAAAACAUCUUGUAAACAGUCAUCCAUCUCCCAUUCUCUAACACUUUACUAAGUCUGAUUGCCAUGGUAACAUGUGUAGAUAAUAUGCAGCUCUGGAUCCAUAUGUAUCAAGCGUCUUGGAGUAGAAGUGCUGUGUGUGUGGUGGGGUGGCGGAGGAGGUGUUCAGAGCUAUCUUUUAAUUUAUGAACUCAUAUUAUCCAUUAAAUAAUGUAUAAUAAAAUGUUUCACCAAUGGUAGGUGUAUAUUCAUGUGUGGGGGAAAUGUUAUCUGAAGAGAGAGCCUUGAAUUGUACUUGUCUCAUACAAUCAUUGGUUCCUGUAGGUAGAGUUAUGAGGGGAGACGGUCAUGACCCCCUCAGACCUUUUGGCAGAACGCUCAGAAUAUGUUCUAUAAUUUACAUGCAGGAACCAAAUGUUAAUGAUGAAUAAUGUAAAUCAUGCUAAUAUAACUUGUCUGUGUAAGCAGUAUAUAAGAGGACUAACGGGACUGCCCCGAAAGAGCUCCUGACCGACAUGUACUAUGGUGCAUUAAGUUUGUUGGAAUCUCUCCAGCUUGCUGAUA
Molecule: messenger RNA, 1650 nt
Organism: Oncorhynchus mykiss (rainbow trout)
Lineage: Eukaryota; Metazoa; Chordata; Actinopteri; Salmoniformes; Salmonidae
Source: RefSeq, a predicted model, not a curated record